Drosophila obscura is the source of this 1524-nucleotide messenger RNA. Its product is annotated as putative gustatory receptor 59b. The record is from RefSeq and is a predicted model, not a curated record. Gene Ontology annotation, molecular function: sweet taste receptor activity. Bases 305 to 1420 code for a protein of 371 amino acids. Gene Ontology annotation, cellular component: membrane; neuronal cell body; axon. Gene Ontology annotation, biological process: sensory perception of taste. NCBI's taxonomy places the organism in Eukaryota, Metazoa, Arthropoda, Insecta, Diptera, Drosophilidae. The transcript has 3 exons.
CUACAGUUCCAUCUGGUUAUAAGAAAUUAAUAGACAGGAGAUAAUGUUCUUUUCUAUAAUAUUAAGUAUUGUUCUCACAUUUGCUUGAAACCGUCCAAUACCUUAAGAGAAUUUUAUAAAAUAUAAUUUUGCACGAUUGGAAAUUGCUGAAAGCUUUCUAACAUUGGUGGAUAUCAGGAGCGACUGAUUGUAAGAUAACUAUAAUUAGCUAAUUGCUCCUACAUAAUACACACUACUGGAGGGAAUUGCAGCAAUUCAGUUGCACGAGGAGGCCCAAACAGAACAGUUCGUACGGGACAGGACAAUGAGGAGACUUUUGCAGCUGGAUAUCUUCCAAUGGUUCGCCAUGCUCAUUGGCUUGACAUCCUACAGGCUGGUCGAUAAUAGAUUUAUUCAAACCCGAAUAGCCAGGAUUUACGCGAUGAUCGUCAACGUCUUCACGGUGACAAUGCUGCCUUUGCCACUUUCACGUUUGGCUUACUCAGUUUCGUUGUGCUUCUGGCUGCCCCGAUUCAUGUGGAUUACUCCUUACGUUCUUUAUGCGGUAAACUAUGCUGUCAUCGUUCACACUUUGAUCUGGCGUGGCUACCGGGACAGCAUGCUGAUGGAGCUACACAAAUUGAUUGUUAAACUAAACGGCGAGAUGGGCCGAACCCAAAAGAAGACGAACUCGAAGCUUCGGAGGCUGUUCUAUAUGAAGACCUUUACUAUGUCGUAUCUGUGCCUGUGCUAUUGUCUGGAAAUCUUUCUGUUUGAAGACGACUACUCCAUGAUGCUCGACUCAAUUCUAAUUUACUAUGGCUAUAUUAUUUUGAUUUCGUCCCCGCACUUAUACUUUGUGUCGCUCUGGCAAAUUGCACGAGGAUUUGAUUUUGUGAACCAGCAACUGGAGGAGCUCAUCUCCACACGGUCACCGCUCACACCCGGGUACACCGAGGAGCUGCGUAGUCUGUGGUCUAUUCACGCCAGCCUCAGCCGGACAGCGCACAAGAUAAACAGGAUAUGCGGUUGCCAGAUGUUAGCCACCCGCUUAGACUAUGUUACAUUCUCUGUGAUCACUAGCUACACAGCAGCUAUGUACUCGGUUACUGACCCAGGUCCUCUAUUUGUUAAAUACUUUAGUGUUUUCUAUUGCAUACGGACGGUGGACUUUUUUAUGACGGACUAUAUAUGUGAUUUGGUGACUGAGUACCAGAGCAUGCCAAAGGACACCGUUAGCGAGGGCGUCAUGUCCGACGAGCUGAGUUCGUAUGUGAUCUACCAGAACAGCAUGCAUCUUAAUUGGAAGGUUUGCGGUCUCUUCCGAGCCAAUCGAAAACAGUGGCUCGACAUGAUGGCAGCUAUCCUAUGCCACUCUGUAGUGCUCCUGCAGUACCAUCUGAUGAUGUCCGGCAAAGCCGAAAAGCAACAAAAAGCAUAAAUACUCAUAUUAUUUUAUGGUUCAUUUAAUGUUCUAUUUUACAUCCUAAACUUAAGCUAAUAUAGCAACUAGCACUGGCAACCUUCUUCAUUGGUUUUGGCUGG